AUGGAGAAGGCGAUCGACCGGCAGCGCGUGCUCCUCGCGCACCUCCUCCCCUCCUCCUCCGCCGCCCCGUCCCGGAUAUCCGCGUCGGCGUGCGCGGCCGGGGACAGCGCCGCCUACCAGAGGAGCUCCUGCUUCGGGGACGACGUCGUCAUCGUCGCCGCCUACCGGACGCCGAUAUGCAAGGCCAAGCGAGGGGGCUUCAAGGACACGUACCCGGAGGACCUUCUUACUCCUGUCCUCAAGGCUGUCCUGGACAAAACUGGAAUCAACCCAGCUGAAAUCGGCGACGUUGUGGUCGGGACGGUGCUAGGCCCAGGUUCUCAGCGUGCGAUCGAGUGCAGGACGUCAUCUCUGUUAGCUGGAAUUCCUGAGACCGUCCCCGUGAGAACUGUGAACCGCCAAUGCUCAUCGGGGCUACAGGCAGUAGCAGAUGUUGCUGCUGCAAUAAAAGCUGGUUUCUAUGACAUAGUUUUUGGGUCCAAAACAGGGAUUGGUGCAGGUCUUGAAUCCAUGUCGGUGAACUCCGUUGGUUGGGAAGGCCAAGUAAACCCAAGAGUCAUUGAACUACAGAAAGCACAGGAUUGUCUUCUACCCAUGGGAAUAACAUCUGAAAAUGUUGCUCAGCGAUACGGUGUAACCAGAGAAGAGCAAGAUAAGGCCGCUGCUGAGUCUCAUGCGAGAGCUGCUGCAGCCACGGCUUCUGGAAAGUUCAAGGAUGAGAUUAUUCCGGUGCAUACAAAGCUUAUUGACCCCAAAACUGGAGAGGAAAAGAAAGUUGUGAUAUCAGUGGAUGAUGGGAUUAGGCCAGGGACCACGCUAUCUGGAUUGGCCAAGCUUAAGACAGUUUUUAAGAAGGAUGGGACUACAACUGCAGGUAAUUCUAGCCAAGUGAGUGAUGGUGCUGGAGCCGUUCUUCUCAUGAAGAGAUCUGUAGCGGUGAGCAAGGGGCUCCCUAUACUUGGCGUUUUCAGGAGUUUCGUUGCUGUUGGAGUGGAUCCAGCUGUUAUGGGCGUCGGUCCUGCGGUCGCCAUACCUGCUGCAGUGAAGUCUGCUGGCCUUGAGAUUGAUGAUAUUGAUCUCUUUGAAUUGAACGAGGCCUUUGCCUCCCAAUUUGUCUACUGCUGCAACAAGCUGGGCCUCGACCGGUCAAAGGUGAACGUGAAUGGAGGAGCCAUCGCUAUGGGGCAUCCUCUUGGAGCAACAGGCGCCCGGUGCAUCUCUACGCUUCUGAACGAAAUGAAGCGCCGGGGCAGGGACUGCAGAUUUGGCGUGGUGACCAUGUGCAUCGGUUCCGGCAUGGGAGCGGCGGCCGUGUUCGAGCGGGGCGACUCGGUGGACGAGCUCUCCAAUGGGCGCCACACCCAGUCGCACAACUUCCUGUCCAAGGAUGCUGCAAAGUAG
Molecule: messenger RNA, 1401 nt
Organism: Triticum turgidum subsp. durum (durum wheat)
Lineage: Eukaryota; Viridiplantae; Streptophyta; Magnoliopsida; Poales; Poaceae
Source: the annotation of a GenBank genome assembly